AAUUAGAGUACUUAGUUUAUUUAAUUAGAGUACUUAGAUUAUUCUAAUCUGUUGUUCACCUAUUUGUUGAACCAUGAAGCCUUAAAUCAUUAUCAUGGCUCAUGGUGAUCUUUCCGAGCUUCUUCAGCAGCGGUACGACGAGAACCAUAGGGGAAGGAUGAUAUUCACAGGACAGCAGUUGGGUCCGUUACGAGCCCGGAGUGUGCACAAGAUUAAGGAGUUGGACCCUCGAUUCCACGAGCCACUCGCACGGGCGGGACUACUACCUUUCGCUCUCAUGAUGGCCGGAGCUCCCAUGGAGGUCGGCAGUAGGACACCUCUGCCGGCGAUUGAUGAGGCACUGCUCACAGGUCUCGUCGACCGGUGGCGUCCUGAGACGCACACGUUCCACUUUCCUUUUGGCGAGAUGGCUGUAACAUUGAGGGACGUGGCCAUGCUGACCGGGCUACCAAUCAGGGGCGCCCCGUUAAUAGUUUCGCGACCCGCAAGGGAGGAGUGGAAGGGUUAUGUUGCGGAUAGGUUUGGUGUGCAAUACGACGGGAAGGAUGCUGGCCUCUCCAUGUCCUGGGUUCAUGGGCUCCCACAGUUCGGUCCAUGCCCACUGGAUGCGGACGAGGCUACACUUAUGCAGCACUAUGAGGUGUACUUGUACAUCCUGCUCGGAGGCAUCAUGUUCUGUAAUACAGCAGGCGAUUAUGUCGUCCCCCAUAUUGUAUGGUUAGCAGCCCACCUCACGUCACAUCCUUUUGAGCCUACAUCUUACAGUUGGGGAUCUGCAGUGUUGGCUGCAACCUACAGAGGUUUGUGUGAUGCAACCCAGCGAAUAAAGAGGAAGGCAACUAUUACAGGGUGCCUACACCUCUUACAGCUAUGGAGUUGGGAAUACCUCCCGGUUUCCAGACCUUGGGUGCUCAAGUGCUACUACCCAGUCCACAUCUCUGAUGGUAUUGCCGAUGACAUAAGGCCAACGAUGGGGUAUCGGUGGAUUCAUGCCAGGCUAAGAUGGAGUCAGCAGCAAGACCAUGGUAACUACUCCAGGGUGAUCAGUGACCUGGACGUCCUCAGCGCUGAUCUAGUGGAGUGGGAUCCAUGGCGUAUGGCACGAGUAGAAGAAAUUGCAGAUGGUGGACUCAUCGCAUCCUCUUGUAGCCGUGACGCAGACUUAUGGUUGACCACAUGCUUCUUGUUGUACAUGAACUACGUAGAAGUAUAUUCUCCAGAAUGUGUACAGAGGCAGUUCGGGUAUCGACAAGUGGUGCCAGUACCACCACCACGAGACGCCGGACGGGCGCACGAGUAAGUGUGUUAUUGUAUGUUGCCUUAGUACAUUGGUUAUCCAUGUUAACAAAUUAUAACUGUUUAUGUCACGUACAGGAGGAGCUCACAGGGGGGUGGAGGCAUGCAGAACUGGGCAUCCAAGAAUGCCGACUACAUACGGAGGUGGACAGAGUCAGCUGCGGUGGAUGUCAUCAUUACUACUGGACAA
Phragmites australis (common reed) is the source of this 1486-nucleotide messenger RNA. RefSeq names its product serine/threonine-protein phosphatase 7 long form homolog. NCBI's taxonomy places the organism in Eukaryota, Viridiplantae, Streptophyta, Magnoliopsida, Poales, Poaceae. The record is from RefSeq and is a predicted model, not a curated record. The coding region runs from base 95 to 1300 and encodes 401 amino acids. The transcript is spliced from 3 exons. Gene Ontology annotation, biological process: meristem maintenance; meristem development.